UCGUGAAGCGACAAGCUUUAAGUAGAUACAAGUGGAGUGGAUGUCUGUACUGUACUGUACCAUCUAGCUAGCUAUUUAUAUACAAACAAGAGAAAGAGCACUGAGCCGACAGAAACAAAACCCGCGUACCGACCGUACCACGCGGUACGCAUCAUGAUGUGUGGAUGCAUUCAAUGCACACAACACCCACCCCCAUCCCCACCUACUUGGACAUUCACGCACGGGCACCGGCUAGCUACACCGAGUAAGUCUUCACGCGGCUCUGAAUCCCACCCCUACAAAUCGCGCACACCAUCAGCUGGUCCGCACACCGCCCGCACACCAUAUGGCCGCACGGAACCAAACACACAUCAGGCCGACGCAUCAAGCAUAUUGGGCAACCCGGCGCGCCUUCCGGCAGCCUAUCGCGGGAGCCAAUCGAGUCGCUUGAUGUUGCUGGCUGUGGGAGCGGGCCGACGUCCAAAACAACAGGUGCUGGCGGGGCAGAGGGAAGGGGGGUAGGGGCUUCCUGAUCGGCUGAAAGAAAGAAAAACGGAAAUAUGGACAAAUGAGGGAGGCGGUGGUUGAAUCGUCGCUCACUCGUUCGGUCUUCUUGCUGAGCAGGCUCCUGUGGAGGAGUCUCGCGCCUGCAAUGCACAGUGAGGCAUUCCACGACUGUACUGAGCCCAUGUCAAACUCCUUACUCCUUGGCCAUGUGAAGGAAGCACAGGAAGACCACGAUUGCAAUGGCCACGUCAGUCACGAUGGGCGAGUGGACGGCAAAGAUCAGCCAGUCGCCAGACAUGAAUGCCUGCAUGCAUUGAGAGAGGAGGGCACCCAGGCAUCCAUGGCCACCUAGGUCAGGUCAUACUCUAGGUGCUGUGCUGCCGUACCCAGAGAAGUGCGUAUCCGAAGAAGACCACCAACAGUCCCCACACAGACGCCGUAUAGAAUGCAAUCACCCAGAAGAGCCAUUUGAUGAACCCCACGAGUCCAACAGAGCUUACAAUAAUGAACAGAACGUUGACAAUCAAGACAGUCACCAAACGACGCCACUGUGGAGACAAACGUACGGACAGAUGGCGCACACACAGAGAUCGUCCGUAUGUAUGAGAGUGCGUGUUUGUGUGUUGAUUCGUCACCCCAUAGAGAAACAGAGCCAGCGCACACGAGCCGAUCUGAAACAGCGCCGCCAGGAUGCCAGCAUUGCGCCUGCCACGCAGACAGGACAGACACAACAGCCACCAGCACUCAUCCGCGUGUGCGUGUACAUGCGUCAUGCAAUUGUCUGCCUGGCUCACCAUCUCUUGGACUCAUUGGUGAGCUGGCGGGCGAGGGGGGGUGGUAGGCAGCGGGAGAAGAGCAUACUCGGGCUUCGCGAGGCAAACAGCCCUUCUCUCCGUGUCCUCUCAUUGUUGUCUCUCGCCGGUGCGCCAACGUGUCUAGACGCUCUCGUCAACAUUCCACGACGUCGUGCGCUCAACUGUGCUCCUUUUUAG
Messenger RNA from Vitrella brassicaformis, 1478 nucleotides. NCBI's taxonomy places the organism in Eukaryota, Vitrellaceae. The record is from the annotation of a GenBank genome assembly.